This is a messenger RNA of Drosophila hydei, 4049 nucleotides long. RefSeq names its product oxysterol-binding protein-related protein 8 (gene Orp8). The record is from RefSeq and is a predicted model, not a curated record. NCBI's taxonomy places the organism in Eukaryota, Metazoa, Arthropoda, Insecta, Diptera, Drosophilidae. Gene Ontology annotation, molecular function: cholesterol binding. Gene Ontology annotation, cellular component: cytosol; membrane; intracellular membrane-bounded organelle. Bases 552 to 3368 code for a protein of 938 amino acids. The transcript is spliced from 10 exons.
UUCAGUUGUAUGUGAAGCGUGAACGACGUCGGAGCGCCCACGCGGCAAAUACAAAUUUGUAAGAGAUACGAAAAGUGUGUGUCAAGCUCGCAUAUGUGUUAGUGGUGUUUCUUGUUGAGCGACCGACAGUCAAGCUAAUUGGUUCAUGCUGGCUGUUACGUGGCUGCAGCGCUGCCUUUAAUUAACUAACUAGCAGAGGAACUGGCACUCCAGCUUAAAUCAAACGAACACACAUACACGCACACAUCAUACAUAUGAAAACCAAAAAAAAAAAGAAGCAGCAGCAUCAUUUCAGUUUCAAAUUGGUAAUAAUACAACACAGUUAAAAAACAGAAAUUUGGAAAAAACAAAAUUGUAUGUGCUGUAAGGGGGAAACCUAAACAAAAUCAAUAAUUGGCCGAGCCUGCGUGUGUUUGUCUGUGCGUGUGUAAGUCGUGUAUGUGAGAGUGUGUCAACCUUGCACGCUGGCCAACUGAAGCAGAGGCCAUGCUGAUUAAGCAAUAAGUGAAAGAAGCAGCACACUACAAAUAAGAACAACUCCAGAAGUCAAUAUGCAGCAACAGCAACAACAGCAACAGCAACAGCAACAGCAACAACAACAACAGCAACCAGCUGUCGUUGCCAGCUCAAGCAGCGGCCAUCAGACGCCUAUCACCACAGGUGCCGGUGCUGCUGCUCUACCAAGUAGCAGCACACCAAUUCGCAUAGGUAGCGCAAAGCAUGCGGGCGGUGGGGAUACAUUGGUGCCGCCAGUGACAAACACGGCCUCCCAUUCGGUGCCCGGCACACCCCAACAGCAGACGCCGCAGUCGAGCAGUGUGCCCACAGCCACUGGCAGUCAUCUGCAGCUGCAGACAGCCGGAAUAAUGUCCAUGGCGGCCUCCAAUCAAUCCUUGGGCUUGAGCGGCGGAGUUGGCACCAGUGCGGGCGGCAGUAGCAUCAGCGGCAUUAACAUAACGCCACCAAACAGCGCCGGCCUCAGGCAGUCGUCAGGAAUCGCCAAUUGGGCCGCAGAUACUCGCGAUGGCAAUGCGGCAGAUAAGUCUGCUGCAGAUGCGGCCAAACUCAACCGCAAGGAGUCGUAUAAGGCACAGCGCAAGAACUAUCGACGUGAGAAGAAGCGCGUGGCUAGUGAGUUGAUGAAUUCCCUGCAGGAUCCGGCGGUCAUAGUGCUGGCUGAUUGGCUAAAGGUGCGCGGCACACUUAAGUCCUGGACGAAGUUGUGGUGUGUGCUGAAGCCCGGCCUGUUGCUCAUCUACAAGAGCCAAAAGACAAAGAGCAGCCACUGGGUGGGCACAGUGAUGCUCAGUUCAUGCCAGGUGAUUGAGCGGCCCAGCAAAAAGGAUGGCUUCUGUUUCAAGCUCUUUCAUCCGUUGGAGCAACCCAUUUGGGCGCCACGCGGACCAGACAAGGAGACCAUAGGCGCUGUGGUCCAACCGCUGCCCACAGCGUACUUGAUCUUUCGAGCUCCCAGCCAGGCGGCUGGCAAGUGCUGGAUGGAUGCACUGGAGCUAUCGCUGCGAUGCUCGGCUCUAUUGUUGCGGUCCAAUAGCAGCACCACGCCGUCCAACAACUACACCGAAGAGCCGUUGCCCGCCUCGGACGAGGCUCAGUGGUCGGAAGCCGACUAUGAGAAGCAUUUCAACGAUCAUGAUCUGGACGCUGACAGUCAAAAUGAGGCGCCCAAUGCGGCAAUGUCCGGUCUGGAGACCGAUUCAGAGUCAGAGCCGGCACAUGAAGAUGAUGCCGGUGAACAACUCCCAUGCCAGGAAACUAGCUAUGUGCCAUUUCAAGAAGAAGAGUUUGGCGAGCAAGGCGAGCAAGUGGAGGAGUUGGCCGAGGAGAACAAGAGUCUCAUCUGGUGUAUCGUAAAGCAGGUGCGACCCGGCAUGGAUCUAAGCAAGGUAGUACUACCUACCUUUAUUCUUGAGCCGCGCUCUUUUCUGGACAAGUUGUCAGACUCUUACUAUCAUGCGGACUUGCUCUCUAGGGCUGUCCAUGAAGAUGACGCGUACACACGCAUGAAGUUCGUUGUGCAAUGGUACCUGUCCGGUUUCUACAAGAAACCCAAAGGCCUUAAGAAACCAUACAAUCCCAUAUUGGGCGAAACGUUUCGUUGCUAUUGGCAACACUCAAACGGCAGUCGCACCUUCUACAUAGCCGAGCAGGUCUCGCACCAUCCGCCGGUUUCGGCGUUUUAUGUAACGAAUCGCGAGGAUGGCUUCAGUAUCUCCUGCUCCAUCUUGGCGAAAUCGAAGUUCUAUGGCAAUAGCACGUCGGCCGUACUAGAGGGUAUGGCCACGAUGACGCUACUGCCACGUGGCGAAAUUUAUACGGCAACCACGCCUUAUGCCCACUGCAAGGGCAUACUCAUGGGUACAUUGUCCAUGGAACUCGGUGGCAAGAUAAACAUCGAGUGCGAGAACACCGGUUACAAGACGGAGCUCGAAUUCAAGCUGAAACCAUUCCUUGGCGGCUCCGACGCCACAAAUAUGGUCGUUGGCAAAAUUAAAUUGGGUAAAGAAACUUUAGCCACUAUUAGCGGUCACUGGGAUAAGGAGUUACGACUGAAGGAUCUAAAAACGGGUGAGGAAAGUGUGUUAUUGAAGGUUGAUUCAGAGAUGCGGUCGAAGCGGCUGACACGUUACCUGGUGCCAAUGGAGAAGCAAUUACCAACGGAAUCGGCACGACUCUGGAGUCUUGUGUCCGAUGCGAUAGCACGAGAAGAUCAAGUGGCUGCCACCGACGAGAAAACCGUGCUGGAGGAGAACCAACGGGCUGCAGCCAAAUCACGUAUCGAUAACGACAAACCGCAUGUUCCGACCCUCUUCGAACUUAACGGAGACGGUGAUUGGAUAUACAAGUAUGCGGAUUUGCGACCAUGGGACGUGCGCAACGACGUGCGCCAAUACGAGUGUAAUUAUAAGGUGCUUACCGAGACGCGAAAUAAUGUAUUGCGUGUUGGAAAAGACGUUGGAAGUCAGUCAGGUAGAGGAUUGAGCGCCCUCAGCUCAAAGGCCUCAAAAACUAGAAACAAGUCCCUCGUGUUGGCCCCUCGCGACACCUAUUCAGACUCAAGUCAAUCGCCGCAGGGUGGCGUUAAGCGUGGUUCAAACAGCGCCGCCAUGAGACAACUCGCCUUGGCCGUCGAGCAGAUGACCCUAACGCUGGCAAACCAUUCGAAGCAGCUGAACGACAUCACAAACCGGCUGGAACGCAUCCAGUAUGCGCCGCACUUGAGGAAUGGCAGCAUCAGUUCACAGGAGCCUUUUGGCGGCGGCGUUUCCCUAUCGACGGUGGUCAAGUCUCUAUUCUAUGCUUUAAUUGGGCUAACGGUUAGCGUGAUUCUUCGCUGGUUAUUUAAAUAGUUAUUUUGGUUUAUCUUCCUACAUCUAAGUACAACUUUUGAGCUAUGGUAUACAAAUAUAGUCUAUUUAUACACGCCCCAUAUUAUUCUAAAGCUAAAACCAUGCCUCGUCUAUUGUAUAUUCUGUCCCACUCAAAAAAUGCCUUGGCACCCAGCCAAAGAAACCGAUUCGCUGUUCAAAUCAGCGUCGUGUAGAGUCAAUCAAGAAUUAUGAAUUAAGCUAAUUGGUAUGUUAGUCCCAAUAAAUGUCUACAAUAUAAUAAUAGCUAAUAUGGCCCCCAAAUGUUGAGAGGCCCCAUCAGUACGUUUAGGCUUAUUCGUUUUAUAAAGGAUACGUAUAUCUAUCUACAAUAAAAACCAGCACCAAAAUUUCGUAACGAUUCCAAUUCACUGACACUAAUCUAAUGUAUUCGAUUCCUGUUGUUUCAAAACACAAAUUCAUAAAUAUAACUAUUACUCAUAAUAUAUAUAUACAUAUAUAUGUAUAUAUGUGGGAUCUUAUGACAGAGCUACUCGAGAGGCUUUCUCAAGAACAAGAACAACGUGCAACACUCAUAAACAUUAAGAAAGUUUAAUGCUAAAGUGCUUAUUAUAAAUUUAGUGUACUAUAUACACGAAAUACACUUUUUUUUUUCAUAAAACCAACCAAAAUUGUACGACCUGAAAACAUAUUUGACUUGAA